Messenger RNA from Raphanus sativus (radish), 1181 nucleotides. RefSeq lists its product as uncharacterized. Gene Ontology annotation, molecular function: ubiquitin protein ligase activity. NCBI's taxonomy places the organism in Eukaryota, Viridiplantae, Streptophyta, Magnoliopsida, Brassicales, Brassicaceae. Gene Ontology annotation, biological process: interstrand cross-link repair; protein monoubiquitination. The record is from RefSeq and is a predicted model, not a curated record. Bases 311 to 964 code for a protein of 217 amino acids. Gene Ontology annotation, cellular component: nucleus; Fanconi anaemia nuclear complex. The transcript is spliced from 9 exons.
AGAUGCGAGGAACUAGCCAAAUCAUCGUCCUCCUUCUACCGGAAAGUUUACUCGGAGUAUCGGUUUGUAGAUAGAGGAAGUUGGAUGGGAAUCACUGAGGAGGUUAGGUGGAGAUUUAACGUUUUUCAGCUUUCACAUUCUAGAUAAGAAGGGAAGAGCACACAUCUUAGAACUUCAACUCGAUAGAGACUAUCCUAAAUCCCCACCUUCUCUUUCCGCGGUCUCUUACAGCUUUUUUACUCUUUCUCUCUCUCUAUAUGCUUAGUGUGUGUGUGUGUGUGUGUCUCUAUCUCUUUAGGAUGUGCCAUGCAUGUUUACUUUAGAAUGGUCAACAAUUUCAAGGCUGAAGGAUGUGAUGCACCAGUUCCGAAAGCAUCUGGACAGUCUUCAAGAGUUUUGGUCUGUCUUGGACGAUAUCGACAAGUCUCUUUGUGUUGUUGAUGCUAAGCAGCCAUCUCGUGCUUCUCCUAUCCGUCGGAUUCGUGCUGGGAAGGAUUGCAACAUCAUUGCUCGUAUCAACUUCGAUGACCCUAAAUCCCUACCAGAGUGCCGGUUUAUUGGUCCUGAGCCUGUAGCUGUGAACUACUUGUAUAUGAUAUGGAGGAGAAAUAGCAGAAAAUGGUCAAAGGAAAAAUCAUUCCCUGAGAACCUCGAAUGUGUUCUAGGUACUGAGCUUCCAAAGCCUCUAGGUCUCCAAGUGGAAGAUGAUCAUCAGCAAGUUGAAUGCGGGAUUUGCUAUGCCCAGUUUCUACCAACCGAUGAGGAGCUCGGAGCUAGAAGUGGGACGCGAACGGACUACUCAUGCGAAAACAUCAGUUGCAACAAGUCUUUCCAUAGCCUUUGCCUCACAGACUGGUUAAGGUCUAUCACAACAACAAGACAGUCAUUUGAUGUUCUAUUUGGGAACUGCCCUUACUGUUCAGACCCGGUCGCAGUCAAAAUUAACAUGAACAAAAUAGAUUAGAUAAACCAUCCUCCUAGUCCCAAACCCAUACUUCCUAGUUAUGAUUUUGAAUGCUCUAGUGAAACAUGAUAUAAGUGAGAGUUAGGUUGGUCCGUACAAUGAGUGAUGAAGCAGUGAGGACAAAACUCCCUUUUUCACUAUUUUUAUUUAUGUACUGUUUUAAGAUGGAGCUCAUGUAGCUAUUCAGUAAGAAAUGUGAAUGUACCCUCAAUUUUUU